This is a messenger RNA of Aspergillus fijiensis CBS 313.89, 352 nucleotides long. RefSeq lists its product as uncharacterized. The transcript has a single exon. The record is from RefSeq and is a predicted model, not a curated record. Bases 61 to 288 code for a protein of 75 amino acids. Lineage: Eukaryota; Fungi; Ascomycota; Eurotiomycetes; Eurotiales; Aspergillaceae.
CGAACACAAUGCCUCACCCUCUCAAACUAAGCAUAAAAGAUUAUUAGCUCAUGCCAGGCAAUGAUUGCUACAGAGGCCAUGUCCCUCCCCAUCUGCACGUUCAUCAAAACAGGAAAGAUGUGUAUCAGGGCGGAAUACGGGGUCACAAUGAGCGCGUAUUCCAUCCUUACUGUUCUGUUUCUCUUCUACUUCCUCGCCCACUUCUUCUUCAGUGCUACAAAUAAACCCCCCGCCCUGAACCUCCAGAGUCCCUCUCUAUCCGAUACCAUAGAAUACUCUCUCCUGUGAAGACCUACAUAUCCAUCUAUCCUGGCAGCGCCUUUACUGUACAGUACAAGAGGCAGGAUUUCAG